Molecule: messenger RNA, 1788 nt
Organism: Lodderomyces orthopsilosis Co 90-125
Lineage: Eukaryota; Fungi; Ascomycota; Pichiomycetes; Serinales; Debaryomycetaceae
Gene: OFI1
Product: Ofi1p
Exons: 1
Coding region: 1-1788 (595 amino acids)
Biological process (GO): regulation of transcription by RNA polymerase II
Cellular component (GO): nucleus
Molecular function (GO): DNA-binding transcription factor activity, RNA polymerase II-specific; RNA polymerase II cis-regulatory region sequence-specific DNA binding
Source: RefSeq, a predicted model, not a curated record
AUGUCUCAGAACCCUAAUCAGUCGCUACAUCUGAAUCAGCCCGAACUGGCCUCCCUGUCUCUGUCGCAGCAGCUAUCAGAAUCACUACAUCAUCAUAAUCAUCACCCACUGCAAAAAAUCCAACCGGAAUCGGAACAAGAUGUCCCCCAUCCUCCUGACCAACAAAUAGACUAUUUCCACCCUCAGGCAGCUGAAAGCACCCUAGUACCGAAAACACCAUUACACCAUCAGCCACAACCACAACCACAACCGCAACCGCAAGAACAAGAACAAGAUCUGUCCCUGGUAACACCCACGACCGUCAAACAACGACUACCAAGAAAAUAUUUCUGUAAAACUUGUAAUCAAGGAUUCACUAGAAAACAUAAUAUGGUUAGUCACGAACUUAUACAUUCAUCGUUGAAACCUCAUGUAUGCAACAUUUGCCAUUUAAAAUUUAGGAGAAUACAUGAUUUGAAGCGACAUGAAAAACUUCAUACUGGAGAGAAACCAUAUAGCUGUGAAAAGUGUUCACGGAGAUUUGCUAGGCCUGAUGCGUUAACAAGGCAUCAGAACUCAGCUAAUGCAUGCUUAGGGAGUGCGAACAACAAUAACAACGCCGCCAAUACUAUUAACAAUUCUGUAAAUAACAUUCAUAAUGGGUUUACCAACGGUGAAACACCUUCAGGAAGCUCCUACAGUCAAGAUAUGUCUUUUAACACAAGAGCACUAAAUCAUAUGCAUUCCGGCGGUAGUGUUAGUAGUAGUGAUGAUACACCUCAACGUCCAGCACUAGCAGUCAACCAACAAGAUGAGAGAGAUUCGUCAGCAGCAUCAAAUUCGACUGGUGUUUCCUCCCAUUUUAGCUCUAAUAGUAAUGAACCUGCCACUAGUGGUGAUUCUACAACUACAUAUGACAUAAAUUGCAUACCGACAUUGAAAACCAUUGGACUUUCACCAGAAGAUUUAGAGAGGAAGCAAAAUACAAGAAGUCAUAGCAACCAAGAGUUUGGCUCAAAGCAUCAACAAAUGAUGGAGAAGCAGCCACGUAGCCAAAGCUUUGACAACAAGGCAUAUUCAACGUUUAAUAGAUAUGUAUCGUCGAAUUCGUUGAAGACUACGAGUGGGUCAGCAUUCACACCAAAUCCAAUAUAUCCUAUAACGUUUUAUCCCUUUCCACAAUUCAACAACAGUAACAACAACACCAAUAACGGCAAUCAAAACAGUCAUAUAUCAUUGCCCCCACUUUCAGUACCACACCAACCUCAACCACAGAUAUCUUUUGUUCCACAAAUGACUCCACAUCAUCCUCCUGUAAAUACUCAACAUGGAUCGCUACCAGUGAUCACAGGUGGGGGCACGACAGUGUAUGGAGAUGAGUCUCAGCAGAUUCAACGCAGUGAUCUGUCGAGUGUUUCUACCCUUGUACUGUCCAAAAGCUCACCAGGUUUACAGGGGCUCAAUCCUAUUCCAACACCAAUAAAAUUCCCACCAAAUCCAGCAACUGUAGUGAGAAGCAAUUCCAUUACCAAUUCUUUCAUGAUUCCUUCCCUUGGAAGUCGUCCUCAAUCGUUACCUACAAAUGCUGGACACCAAACCCAUCCUCAAAAAUUUUCCAGUCAAGGUACUACCCCAGGUGCACCUACAUCAAACACAUCUCAAAUUGGACAAUCAACUUGGGGUCCUCCUCAGAACCGGAGAGCUAUGAUUACAUCUUUACCUCCACCUUCUCAAAUGCUCAAUCCUUCGGGGUCGAAUUCCGCAACAAAACCGGGACAGAUAAGAAAAUUCCACAACCAUCGGAGAUAA